Messenger RNA from Closterium sp. Naga37s-1, 1500 nucleotides. The record is from the annotation of a GenBank genome assembly. Lineage: Eukaryota; Viridiplantae; Streptophyta; Zygnematophyceae; Desmidiales; Closteriaceae.
AUGGAUGAAGAACCUACCGUUGGUUCUGCAGCACAACAUGUCGUGAAGCCGCCCGCCACUGCUGCAGCGCGCAACGUCCGACUUAAGCAGGCGACGCUUAGCUUCUGGAAGACGUAUGCGACGGCUGUGGUCGAGAACAACGUUGCCGGCCCAUCUGAAAGGCCUCGUCCACGGUUGAACAUCGAUAUGGACCAGCUCAUCGCAGAUGUGUAUGAGGAUGCACACGACAAGUUUAAGUCACAGUGGUCUGCUCGUUUUCCCUGGCUCAUGCUAAUGAAAACCUCCUCUGGUCUUCCUGGAUUUAAGUGCAGUGUGUGUGAAGCCCAUGCUGGUGACGCAGGCAAAUGUGGGAGGCGCGGGAAAGGUGCUACAGACGUGCAAACACAGUCCUUCCGUAAGCACGCCGGCACACAGAAGCACAAGCUGGCGAUGGCGAAGUUCACCGCUCUGAAGGAGUGCGGGGCUCGGCAGCCGCUGAUAGGCCAACUUCGAGUCACGGUCGACGAGGAGAAGCUGCGCGUCGAGUCCCUUCUUGACUCGUUGCUGUUUGUCAGCAAGUGCGACGCGCCAAUGGGACUGUGGGUGAAGCUUGUUCGGGAGGCUCUGGCUGCCAAACAUGCUGCUGAGAACAUCCCCGCCUUCAAUGUCGUCGACAAGGUGAUUCGCACCGUGGCUGAGCACCUCGGCAGGUCGGGCCCGUGGCACCAGAGGUUCAUGGAUCUCCAGGACGUGUUCACCUCAACGAGCUUGGAACUGCAAGGGAUCCAUGCAGUUCGCUGGCUCUCGCGGGGCGAUGCUGUGCUGCGUUUUAUCACCAUGCUUCCAGCGCUGAUCGUGAUGAUGAAGAAGUGGGAUGCUGACUUGUAUGCACUGGUGACAAGCUACGGGUUUCAUUUCCUCCUUUUUUUUAUUGCUGGCGUGCUUGAGCAGCUGAACAUAUUGAACAGGGCCUUCCAGCACAAAGAGCUGGAUUAUGCCGUCGUCUAUGGGCAGAUAAGGCGCACCACCUCUCACAUCGAGUCGCGCUAUGUUGACUGCGGGGACGACUUCGGUGGCGGCGUAAGCGAGCGGCUAUCCCCUUUCCUCGCGCGUCAUGGGCCAGGAGGAAACAGGGAGGUGACAGUCGAGGGUGUUGACUCCGACGGGCGACUCGCGCGCUUCAAGUUCAAGCUGCAUGAGGACGACGUGGAGGAUUUUGAGGGGCCCGCCACGCACGAUGGCUGCGUGGACGUCUGCACCGCGUUCGCGGAGAAGAUCGUCCAUGAGCUGGAGUCCCGGCUUGGCGACCUGGAGGGAAUGGCAGGGGCCAAGCUGUUCACCCCUGACGAGUAUCCACUGGACCGAGGAGAGAGGAACGCCAGAUGCCUUCAGUGGUUGUCGUCCCUGGCCACUCUGUUCAAGGCUGACAAGAGCGAAGAAAUCCUGCCUGGAACGCUCCAAUCGAUGCAGCAAGGCAACAGAGCAAGCAGGGCAAGGAUCAUGCAGAUCAUUUGGACGUAG